UCCUAGUUCCCAGAAGCUGUCAUUACCACUCCACAGAUCCAAAUCUCAAUUUUCCGGGAAACCAAUUUCCGUCACUUUCUCGAGAAAAUCCCCCUUCCAUAGCAGAACCUUUGAUCCUUCCCACAGUCCUUUUCCAUGGCGAAUGCCUGGAAAAGAGAUAAACCCACAAGAUUCCUCUCCCCAAAGUUUCUAUUUUUACUCUUGACUUCCACUCUUCUCUUACUCAUCUUCUUCUUCGUCUUCCUCACCCCAACCCCCUCAAACCCUAACCCUAGCUUCCUCACCAUCAACACCCACCUCUUCUCCACCGCAAUUCCCCCUUUCGAUUGCAUGAAAUCCCCUCAAGCCCACCCCGUCGUCGCCAGCGUCGUCGAAGGCGUUCGGUACCCGUUUCUCUUCUCGCUUUCCGAUUUCGGAAACCUACCCGAUAAGCCGCACAAGAACAUCGUGAGGAUUCUCAAGGGGAAGCCAUUUCGGAAGCCUGAUAUCUCGGUCACUGUUCAGGAGGUUCUGGAGAAGGCGAAGAGUGAGGGGAGAGAUGGGUUUGUGGUGGAUGUGGGUGCUAAUGUGGGUAUGGCGAGCUUCGCCGCGGCGGCUAUGGGGUUUCGGGUUGUAGCGUUUGAACCUGUUUUUGAGAAUUUGCAGAAGAUUUGUGAAGGGAUUUACUUUAAUAGAGUUGCGGAUUUGGUUACUCUCUUUGAGGCUGCUGCAUCUGAUCGUCUUGGUAACAUUACUGUUCACAAGUUGGUUGGUAGGCUGGACAACAGCGCGGUUUCUGCCACAGGUGCAAAGCUGGCAUUUAAGUCCAAUGAAGAGAUCGCUUUUCAAGUAAGAACUGUUCCUCUUGACGAAGUGAUUCCUGAAUCAGAGCGUGUGCUACUGCUCAAAAUAGAUGUUCAGGGCUGGGAAUAUCAUGUUCUUAAAGGAGCAUCAAAGUUGCUCUCGAGGAAAGGAAGCCAAGCCCCUUAUCUCAUAUAUGAAGAAGAUGAGCGUUUGUUACAAGCCAGUAAUAGCAGUGCAAAAGAGAUUCGAGACUUCCUCCGGAGUGUGGGUUAUCAUGAUUGCACCCAACAUGGCACGGAUGCACAUUGCACCAAGAAGGAUUGAUCAUAAAUUUGGUUCAGUUUUGCAGCCCCUAGAAGUUAAACUAAGUCAUUGCUAGUUUCUGUCUACACAUUGCAGUUGACAAAAACCACAUCUCACCUAAUUUCAGAGUGGUGAAAAAUUAGAUGAAUUGAUCAUAGAUGCUGAUGGGAACAUAUUAAGACGGGUUGGCAACUGCACACAUGACACAACUAACAGGAAGCUGCUUGAUAAUGAUCAUUCCAAAGUUUCUCUGUAUGGAAGUUGGAAAAGACAUAGGUUCCUCGACAUGCAUUCCACUAUGAUUCUUGUGUAGAUCUUUUUCAGUUUUUUCUAGGAUUUUGUAUACAAGCUUUUAAUUGUAGGCAUUUCUUAAUGCACGCCUUGAGUUUGGAUCACAUUGAAACCUAUUUAUAAGAUAUUUGUAUCAGACUUACAAAGAAAAGAAAGCUCAUGUUUGAUUUGUCAUAGCCA
Messenger RNA from Lotus japonicus, 1557 nucleotides. RefSeq lists its product as uncharacterized. The record is from RefSeq and is a predicted model, not a curated record. Lineage: Eukaryota; Viridiplantae; Streptophyta; Magnoliopsida; Fabales; Fabaceae. The transcript has 2 exons. Bases 136 to 1107 code for a protein of 323 amino acids.